AUGUCGAAAAUGUCCAGCCAAGUCGAACCCACCAUCGUUACCGCCGUCGAGACUGCACCAGUAGCCUCAUCUUCUGCUGAGCUAUCACCCUCGGACAACUCCCCCAUUCUCAGACGCGGCUCUCGUCAGGCUCCCCCAGAGGGUCUAAACCUGAGUUCCAAGGACAAACUCGCACCCCCCACUGCCGCAAGACAAGACUUCCCUUCUCCCGGUGCUGCUCCUGAAGGCCAACGCAUCUUUGACGCCAACGCUGUCGCCGAAGACAGGGGUGUUGAGACCGUACCAGGAGGUUGGGCCGAGGGUGUUCAACAACAAGAUCAAGUCGCCGAAGAGUACGAAAAGCAGGAUGAUGUCUCACAAAAAUCCUCUCCCAGCUUGAAGCAAAAGGUCAAGGAUCUGCUUCAUCGCGAGUAG
This is a messenger RNA of Aureobasidium subglaciale EXF-2481, 414 nucleotides long. RefSeq lists its product as uncharacterized. Bases 1 to 414 code for a protein of 137 amino acids. Lineage: Eukaryota; Fungi; Ascomycota; Dothideomycetes; Dothideales; Saccotheciaceae. The record is from RefSeq and is a predicted model, not a curated record. The transcript has a single exon.